Messenger RNA from Strigops habroptila (Kakapo), 4948 nucleotides. It is a transcript of the gene HCN3, whose product is annotated as hyperpolarization activated cyclic nucleotide gated potassium channel 3. Gene Ontology annotation, biological process: transmembrane transport; potassium ion transport. Gene Ontology annotation, molecular function: voltage-gated potassium channel activity. Bases 272 to 3082 code for a protein of 936 amino acids. The transcript has 8 exons. Lineage: Eukaryota; Metazoa; Chordata; Aves; Psittaciformes; Psittacidae. Gene Ontology annotation, cellular component: membrane. The record is from RefSeq and is a predicted model, not a curated record.
CCCCCCUCCCCAUCGCCGUUGGUAGCGCAGCCCCGCUGCCUCGCACUGAGGUGCGCAACAGGAGGGCGUCUCCCCCCCCGGAGCUGCGGGCGCCGGUAACCGAGCGUUUAGCGGUGAUCGAGCGGUCGCGACCGGCGAGUAAACGCCCGCCCGCCCGCCCGCCCGCCCGGGGCCGGGCAUGUGCGGCGGGGCAGCGGGCAGAACGCCCGGGCAAGGGCGUUUGAAGGAAACGUGAGGCGGCGGCGGCGGUGGAGGAGGAGGAGGAGGAGGGAUGGACGCGGCACCGGGCAGGAGCCCCGAGCCGCGGGAGAAGCCGCCGGUGUUGGAUGGGGAAGCGACGGGAGCGGCCCCGGCUUCGCCGGUGGCGGCGGAGCAGAUCGUGGCGGAGGGCGAGGCGGCGGCGGCGGCGGCAGCGGCGGCGGCGGGGGGCACGUUCGUGCAGCGGCAGCUCGGGGCCAUGCUGCAGCCCGCCGUGAACAAGUUCUCGCUGCGCAUGUUCGGCAGCCACCGGGCCGUGGAGAUCGAACGGCAGCGGGUGAAGUCGGCCGGUGCCUGGAUCAUCCAUCCCUACAGCGACUUCAGGUUUUACUGGGACCUCAUCAUGCUGCUGCUGAUGGUGGGGAAUCUGAUCAUCCUGCCCGUGGGCAUCACCUUCUUCAAGGAUGAGAACACCCCUCCCUGGAUCGUUUUCAACGUGCUUUCAGACACUUUCUUCUUGGCUGACCUGGUGCUGAACUUCCGGACAGGCAUUGUGGUGGAGGACAACACGGAGAUCAUCCUCGAUCCUCACACCAUCAAAAUGAAGUACUUGAAGAGCUGGUUCCUGGUCGACUUCAUCUCCUCCAUCCCAGUGGACUACAUCUUCCUCAUCGUUGACCUGGAGACGCAGGUGGAUUCUGAUGUCUACAAGACAGCGCGGGCCCUGCGCAUCGUGCGCUUCACCAAGAUCCUCAGCCUCCUGCGCCUGCUGCGCCUCUCGCGCCUCAUCCGCUACAUCCACCAGUGGGAGGAGAUCUUCCAUAUGACGUACGACCUGGCCAGCGCUGUGGUGAGGAUCUUCAACCUCAUCGGCAUGAUGCUCCUGCUGUGUCACUGGGACGGCUGCCUCCAGUUCCUGGUGCCCAUGCUGCAAGACUUCCCCGAGGACUGCUGGGUUUCCAUCAACCACAUGGUGAACGACUCCUGGGGGAAGCAGUACUCGCACGCCCUCUUCAAGGCCAUGAGCCACAUGCUGUGCAUCGGCUACGGGCAGCAGGCGCCGGAGGGCAUGACCGACGUGUGGCUCACCAUGCUGAGCAUGAUCGUGGGCGCCACGUGCUACGCCAUGUUCAUCGGCCACGCCACCGCCCUCAUCCAGUCACUGGACUCGUCCCGGCGCCAGUACCAGGAGAAGUACAAGCAAGUGGAGCAGUACAUGUCAUUCCACAAGCUGCCUGGGGACACGCGCCAGCGCAUCCACGAGUACUACGAGCACCGCUACCAGGGCAAGAUGUUUGACGAGGAGAACAUCCUGGGGGAGCUCAGCGAGCCGCUCAAAGAGGAGAUCAUCAACUUCAACUGUCGCAACCUGGUGGCCAACAUGCCCCUGUUUGCCAACGCGGACCCCAACUUCGUGACAGCCAUGCUGACCAAGCUGCGCUUCGAGGUCUUCCAGCCCGGGGACUUCAUCAUCCGCGAGGGCACCGUAGGCAAAAAGAUGUACUUCAUCCAGCACGGGGUGGUCAGCAUCCUCACCAAGGGCAACAAGGAGACAAAGCUGUCUGAUGGCUCCUACUUUGGGGAAAUCUGCCUGCUGACGCGGGGCCGGCGCACGGCCAGCGUGCGCGCUGACACCUACUGCCGCCUCUACUCCUUGUCCGUGGAUAACUUCAACGAGGUGCUGGAGGAGUACCCCAUGAUGCGCAGGGCCUUUGAGACCGUGGCCAUGGACCGGCUGGACCGCAUAGGGAAGAAGAACUCCAUCUUGCUCCGCAAGCGAGCCGAGCACAGCUCAGGCCCCAUGAACAACGAAAUGAUCCAGCAGAUCGUGAAGCACGACCAGGACAUGGCGCACAACAUCCAGGACCUGCAGCAGAUGGCCAUGGGCCGGGAGCUGAGCGGCAAGCCGGUGAUCUGGGAGCCGCUGGUGCACGCGCCGCUGCAGACGGCCGCCGCCACCACCAACGUGGCCAUCGCCUUGACCCACCAGCACAGCCUGCAGGCGCACAUCUUCCUGCCGCCCGCCUCCAUCGCCAGCCCGCUCUCCCCCGAGGCCACGCUGCUCACCAGGCAAGUGCGCAGGUCCCAGCCCAGCCUGGGGGGCUCCCGGCCCUCCUCCAUGAGCUCCCCAUCAGCGCCACAGUCCCACCUCCAGACGCCCGCCGCCGGGUCCCCGUCCUCGCCCAUGGUGCAGCCGCUGGAGGGCGCGGGGCAGAGACCCAGCCAUGGGGUGCAGGCACUGCCGCGCGCGGCACCCAAGGGGGACCCACCGCCCGCAGCCAAACAGCCCCCGGCCGGCUCCCAGCCGCAGCUCUCCCGGUCCCGCGGCGCCUCGGUGUCCACGUCGCUGUUGCAGCAGGCAGCCGGGGCCCCGUCCCCCAGCUCGGAGCAGGCGCUGCCGCCCGGGAGAACGCUCCACUACAGCCUGUCCCGAGCCACCGGCUCCCACAUCUCGCUCCUGAUGCAGCCGCAGCAGCUGGUGAAGCACCGGAGCAUCCAGGGCCUGCCGGUGGGGCGGCUCACCCAGGACGUCCGGCUCAUCUCCGCAUCCCAGCCCUCCCUUCCCAAUAGAGUGGCCCAGCAAGCCGAUGGGAGCUCCUUGCAGCAGGGCAGGAAGUCCGCGGGAAGCCUGGCCCGCAGAUCCUCGCCCUCGGUUGCCGGGCUCCUGGCCAAGCCGUGCCCGGGGAUGCCAGCCCAGCCAGCACACUCGCAGCAGAUGCCUUCAGGAUCGCUGGCUCAACCCAGCCGCACCAUGGCCGGAGCAUCCACACCGCAGUCCCCGGUGUCUGCGUCCCGGCAAGCAGCAGGUCCCUCCCGCAAGGGCUCCGUGGCCUUCAGCCCCGAAGUGGAAACGGGGAAGCCCAAACUCCAAUCCAACAUGUGAGUCCCGGGUACAGGCAGGAGGGAGCCAGGCACCCCGGCGGCGCAGGCGGAGGGAAGACGAGGUGAGAGGCAGCACCGUGGCUGUGCACUGGCUGCUCUGGGUGUGGGGCAGCCCCUGGGUGACGAGGGGCCUCUGCCAACUGCCCCAUGGGUCCCACCCGGGCUCUCCCCUUGCUCCAUCACCAUCCACCCUCCUCCUGGAGGCAAUAGGAUGGGUCAGAGCCCUCACCCCGGCUCCUGGGGAGCCCGUCGCCCCACAACUGCUCCGUGGGGUCUGUGCCCCACUGCGCUCUGCCCUCGUGCCCCACUGCUCCUCCUUGGGGCCAGGCCAGCGCUGGUGGCUCCUCCAGCUUGUCCUGGCACAGCGGGGGCCACCACACACCCGCCUCGGUCCCCAGAAAGCUCUGCCAGCACCUUCGCUUUGGGGAGAGGAGGGAGAGGGCCCAGUGCUGGGGCAGAGUGAGGGGUCCGGAACCCAUGGCAGGAGCCAGGUCCCCCUCCCUGGGGCCCUGGACACAGUGCCCAGACCUGGGGGUCCCGGGCAGGGUCCCCCUGGGGUGAUGACUGCCAGGCAGCAGAGCUGGGGGCAGAUGGGUCUCUCAUGGAGCAGCCCCUGGGUGCCUCUCCCCAGCUUGGGGGAGCAUCUUGCCUCCAUCAAGGGGUCCGGGUGCUGUGACCUGGUCCCUUGCCAUGCUCCAUCAAGGGGUCCAGGUGCUGUGACCUGGCCCCUCGCCAUGCUCCAUCAAGGGGGCAGCCCGGGGGUGACCCCGCUGCCUGAGGGGAUGCUCAGCCUGGGCUCUGCUCCCUCCCUGCGCUGCGGUCCCGGUUCCAGGUGCCGCAGUGAGCAAAAGGGUGUCUGGAGGACAUGCAGUGCCCGGGUGAUGUGUGGGGCUGUGGAGCUGCCUCCCCUCACCCUUCUGGGUCUCUGUUUUGGGGGGCAGGAGCCUGGGUUCCCUAUGGCCAACCCACACCACCCUUCCGGAGCCGGUAGUCAGCAAUGUGUGUUCGAGCUGUGGCUCUGCCCAGCCGCUGAGCUCUGCUUACAGUAUCGCUUUGGGCCACCCGUGUUACCAGUCCUGGUUAGAGUAGUGUCCCCUCCCGUCCCCGCCACGCUGCGCAAGCUGCUUCCCACUACCGGGGUCAGGAACCAUGGCUUGUAGUUGUGCUCCGGGGCUUGGCUGCCAUCGAGCAGGGCCCCCGUGCAGCAGGCGAGGGUCUUGUUCCACGUGGUCCUUUCUCAAAGUGAGGUCUUCAGUUCUCCCCCCUCGUGUUUUGGGACGUCGGACGAUGCAGACCACAGGGCUGCUUGGGGACACCAGCCCGCAGGGCACGGCAGCCCGGCCGGGAUCCCGCCAGCGCGUCCAGCGGAGGGGAUGUCCAGCACUGCCUUCUUCCCAUGGACCUCAGCUCUUCCCUGCCCACAUCCCGCUCCAUCCCCAUGGUCGGUGUGUCCCCGGCAGCCCCUCGGGAAGGGGUCUGCAGCUGGGCCGUGUAGUCAGGCGUUCCCAGGCUGUGUGAUGUAGAUGUGUUAACCCAUCCUUAGGUGUCCGCGCAGAGCCCGCGGGCUAGCCCGGACGGCACCGAGCUCAGCUCUGCCUCCGCUGGCCGGUGCCACACCAGCGGCCAGAGCCACCCCCGGUGCUCCCCGGUGUGGAGGCAGGAGGGGCCGCCGGGGGUGCUGGUGUCUCUGCGGCGUGCGCGGGCACAAGUCUAAGCCACCAAAGACCACGAUCCUCCACUCUUGCACUCACGGCAGUCGAUGUACAGAGCUUGUAGUUUUCAUAUCGCAGAGGAUUUAAAAGCGUUUUUUUAUUUUUGGUCGUUGUACAUAAUGGAUUUAAAUAAUAAAGAGAGAUUCUGAGCUGGU